This is a messenger RNA of Brugia malayi, 753 nucleotides long. RefSeq lists its product as uncharacterized. The transcript is spliced from 5 exons. The record is from RefSeq and is a predicted model, not a curated record. Bases 1 to 753 code for a protein of 250 amino acids. NCBI's taxonomy places the organism in Eukaryota, Metazoa, Nematoda, Chromadorea, Rhabditida, Onchocercidae.
AUGAAUUCCUUGCACUGCAAUGUGAAGCUUUUUCUUACGCUGUUUUUGCAUUUUAUAACUUCUGAAAUGCAAACAACAGAGCUGACCCUACAGAAGAUUGUUAGAAGUAAGCGAGCAUUUGACUUGGCACAAAUCGAAUCGGAUCUGGCGGAGCAGGAAGAGCAGCGUAUUCGCUGGGAAUCAUUCAGAACAGUGAAUUCGGAAGCACUGAAGGAUAAAAUAUGCCAAAAUAAAUGUAACGACAAUUUACGACUCGGUCUUGACAUGGUCAAGGCGCACAUGGCAUUUGGCAGUAUCAGUUUUCCGCCAUUAGUAGAUGAAAACGAUCUCAAACUGUUUUGUCACCUAGACGAUCAGCAUAGUUUGUGCUUACGUAAUUGUGGUUUCAUAAUACAAUUCAAUAUGAAUGAUUUCAUUUGCAAGCAUCAUUAUAAAGAAAUGACUUAUUUACUGCCCUGCUAUAGACAUGCAGUACCAGCAUUAAAGCUUGAAUGUGGCGCAAAAAGAUGCGGUCCUUACAUAGAUACUGCUAAUACAAUUACUGGGCGUGCGCAUCGAUGUAGUUUGCUAUUAUGUGAUAUGAGAUGCACAACAAAUGUGCUUAUUGGACGAUGUGCUAAUGAGUAUGGUCAACAAGCCGCUCAUUUUAUUAUGAAUUACACAAGCCAACAGGAAAUUUUAAACUUUUCAACCUUACUGUUUCAAGUUUCUCUAAAUAUUAGUAAUUUGCUUGCCACGAUUUUUCCUAAGUAA